UGAUUAAUUAAUUAACCUGUCUUCUUGCUAUAUCCUUUUUCUUAAUUUGUUCAAGAGUUUUAAGGGUUUGAACUUUUUUGAAUAGAUAUAUACAUAUGCUUCAUAAACCAUAUUAUAUGAACUAAAAUCGAGAUAUGUUCAAAAAUAGCAAAAUAUAUUAAAAUUAUUUACAAAAUAUAACAAAAUUUACUCAACUCUCUAGUCCAUUUAAAUUUAUUUUACUAUAUUUUGUAAAUUGUUUCAUAUUGUUUUUGCAAUUCAUAACAAUUCCCUAAGAUGGGUUACUUGGCCAACAUGAUCGAUCAGUAUCAUAAUUUCUAAUUAAGCUAUUAUCUUGAAGGAAGUUGAUAUUACACAAAGGGAUAAGGAUAAUUAAUGAUAGCUAAAAAAGAGAGAAGGGAAAGCGCUAGAGGAGUGGCUAUGUGUAUCAUUAACUCCUAAACCAAUCACCACAUCCAACAACUUUCUUUAAUUUUCCCAUCCGCCAUACGCACCGCACCAUAAAACCCCACUUUCCUCCCCCGCUCAUUCCGCCCCCAAUACUAACUCCACACUCUGAUCCUCAUCAUCAUAGUUUUAAUGGCUCCCUCAUCAGCUCAUUUCUUGUUUGCUGCCUUGGCUCUGCUUUCUGUGGGGUUUGUGAGCUCCAACAUAGACCAAGACAGGGCGGAGUGUGCGGACCAGGUGGUUGGGCUCGCUACUUGCUUGCCAUACGUUGGCGGCGAGGCUAAGGCACCCACCCCUGACUGCUGUAGUGGGCUUAAGCUUGUGCUUGAUAAGAGUAGGAAAUGUCUUUGUGUGUUGAUUAAGGACCGUGAUGACCCCAGCCUUGGACUCAAAGUUAAUCUUACCCUUGCUCUUGGUCUUCCUUCUGCUUGUCACGCCCCAGCAGACAUCAAAGAUUGCAUCGGGCUUCUCCAUUUGUCGCCAAACUCCCCAGAGGCUAAGGAUUUCUUGGGUUCGUCCAACUCCAAGGAAACUAACACUUCUUCAUCAGCACAUGCUACUCCUGUUAGUGGGAAUUCUUCACAAAACACAGAAGUGAAGAAUGGUGGAACGAAGAGGAAUAAUCAGUGGUUGGGUGUGGAGAUACUCAUUUGCUUUAUUACUUCAUCUUUUCUAUUCACUUGUAUUUGGUAGUUUCUUUUUUUUCAAAAUUAGUUUUUAAAUCCACUUUUCCAAAAGAAAAAAAAUAAAAUAAAAUAAAAUGUUCCAUUAGUUAAUUAUAAAAUUAUUCGAUAUAUGUUUGCUUAGUUAUAUAUUAUUAAUUUGAUAAUCAUCUUUAAGUGAGAUCAUAAUAUAAACUCUUUGAAAUUUGUUUCAUAA
Cucumis melo (muskmelon) is the source of this 1326-nucleotide messenger RNA. Its product is annotated as non-specific lipid transfer protein GPI-anchored 14. Lineage: Eukaryota; Viridiplantae; Streptophyta; Magnoliopsida; Cucurbitales; Cucurbitaceae. The transcript has 3 exons. Bases 580 to 1140 code for a protein of 186 amino acids. The record is from RefSeq and is a predicted model, not a curated record.